Molecule: messenger RNA, 1864 nt
Organism: Prosopis cineraria
Lineage: Eukaryota; Viridiplantae; Streptophyta; Magnoliopsida; Fabales; Fabaceae
Product: general transcription and DNA repair factor IIH subunit TFB2
Exons: 16
Coding region: 219-1574 (451 amino acids)
Biological process (GO): nucleotide-excision repair
Cellular component (GO): transcription factor TFIIH core complex; transcription factor TFIIH holo complex
Molecular function (GO): ATPase activator activity; double-stranded DNA binding
Source: RefSeq, a predicted model, not a curated record
UUCAGAUCUUAUCAUGCCGAUGGUGCUCGUCACCAUGAUUACCAAGACGGACCCCGACGAACAAGCAUCCCAUACUCCGUCGGACGCCGUCCACCGUUAUCAGCCCUGCGUGGUUGUUCUCGGGCAAGCAGCGAAGAAGGCUCUGUGUGAGAGAACACCGUUUAUCAAAAUCCAAUAAAAGCAGAGGAAGAAGAAAACAAUACGGGAUUGGUGUCAGAAUGCCAGAGGUUAGGAUCAUUGCGAAGAACUUUAUGGACAUGGUAGCUUCAAUGCCAGCCAUGAAGCUGGAUAAGCUCUAUGAAAAUGGGUUCAUCUGUGAAGCUAUUCUCAGGUCUCUACCACCUCUGGCCAGGAAAUAUAUCUUGCAGAUGCUAUAUAUUGAUGCUCAGGUGACAGCUAAAUCAAUGGAGGAGUGGGUGCUUCCGGAUGGAACUUCAAAACAUAGAGUAGCCAUAGAUAGAUUGGUUCAACUGAGGGUUUUUAUUGAAACUGUUGAUAGGAAGAGUGAAAAGAGUUACAAACUCAAUCCAACAUUUCAGAGAAGUCUCCAGAUUCUGUUAAUAAAUGGUGGAACUUUGCCACGGGAACCAAUGCCUUCUAAUAUAACUGUGAGGCUCCCAAGCUUAGAAGAUCUCGAGGCUUAUGCUCUAGAACAAUGGGAGUGUUUCUUGUUGCAACUUAUAAGCCAAAAUCAGGCUGAGAGGCCUUCCAACAUCGGCUCUUCUUUAAUGAAAGUUUUCCAGCGGCAUCUUAUGAAACAAAGAGACAAAGAAGGUCCGAGAUUAACUGCUAGUGGAUUUCAGUUUUUGCUUAUGGAUACAAAUGCACAGCUUUGGUACGUCAUCAGAGAAUAUAUCUCUAAUUCUGAGGCACGAGGUGUUGAUGCUGCUGAAUUGAUCUCAUUUUUGCUGGAGCUUAGUUUUCAUGUGAUAGGAGAGGCAUAUAAUAUAAACACGCUGACUGAUUUCCAGAGGAACACGAUUAAGGACCUUGCAGAUAUUGGAUUAGUCAAACUACAACAGGGCAGGAAAGAAAGUUGGUUUAUACCUACUAAAUUGGCUACCAAUCUUUCAGUGAGCUUGGCUGAUUCAUCAUCUAGAAAGCAGGGCUUUAUGGUGGUGGAAACCAAUUUCCGGGUUUAUGCUUACACAACUUCAAAAUUGCACUGUGAAAUAUUACGGCUUUUCUCAAGUGUAGAGUAUCAGCUUCCAAAUCUUAUUGUUGGAGCCAUUACAAAAGAAAGCUUGUAUAAUGCUUUUGAAAAUGGCAUUACAGCAGAGCAGAUAAUCAGUUUUCUUCAGCAGAAUGCUCAUCCUCGAGUUGCAGAGAGAAUACCAGCCGUACCAGAAAAUGUUACGGAUCAGAUGAGGCUUUGGGAAUCUGAUCUGAACAGAGUUGAGAUGACUGAAGCAUAUUACUAUGAUGAGUUCCCUUCCAGGGAUGUAUUUGAAGGUGCUUGUGACUGUGCCCGAGAAUGGAAUGGUUUGUUGUGGGAAGAUUCAAAGAAGAUGCACAUGGUUGUCAAGACUGAGGUACAUCCUUAUGUCCGUGAUUAUUUACGCCGUCAAAAGUAGCCGGCAAUGCGGAGGCGAAGCAGCAGUGUGCAGAGCAACAUGUGGAAAAUAGUACCUCUUUUUUGUGGCAGAAGGGGUUGUUUUGUAAUAAUCAGACUUGUUUGCUGCAGUUUAUCCUGGUAUUGGAUUUUCUGAUUUGGUCAAGAUUAAUGUCUCCAUCCAAUGAAUGAGGUUGAUUUGAUAGCAUUUAGGAGAUCAACUGAGUCAGUUUCACGAGAUGUUGGCUUGAUGUUGCCGGGAAUAGUGAAUCAAAAAGUUGAUUUCAGUGUUAAUUUAAGUAAAAUUACAAA